CACACUCAUUCAGGGGUUCAUUCACUCACUGCACCAAUGCGUCAGUCAAUGAAAAGCGCAUAUGAAAUGAAUUCAGACAGACAUCGACUUAGUCGUCAUCAGCUACGGGGGGGGGGAGAAAACGGGCCACUCAUGCCAUGCGGGAAGUCCAUAAAACACCCCAGUGGCACACGGCACACACACACACACUUCAAAUAUAUAAUGUGUCGGCGAGUAGAGGUGCUACUUAGCCAGCCCCUUAACCAACUCAUAGCUGCCAGCACGAAACAGACAGACAGACAGACAGACAGACAAACAUAGAGAGAGAGGUCAUUGCACCAUUGAUUCAUAUUGUGCUGUGUGGUUAUAUGUAUACCUGCCGAAUUGAAUUGCUCCCGACAGGACGGCACGUACGAGGCGGGGAGAUACCCCAGACCACAGCCUGGCGGGACCUUCCUCCGUGGCGAUGCGCAUGCCGCAGUCGACGAUGCCACUGUAGGCCGCUGAUGACGAUGCACUGCUGUCAGACUGCGCGGCAACGCCACCGCCAUAGCUGCUGGCGGGCGAUGCUGCGGCAACCGACGUCUCGCGUUUAUCCUGGGUCAUCAGCCGUGUGCUGCAUAGAGAGGCAAGCAAGAGAGAACGUGCCUGCCUGGAUCAAUCAAUGCGCCCCAGGUCAGGAGGCAGGCGUGUAUCACCUGCCUCGCCUCUUUGCUGCCUACCCUACCGGAUGACAUCAAGAGGGUUCGUGAAUAGCUGUGCGGUGCAGCUGGCCAGGCUGCCGGCCGCCGUCUUCUCAAGUAGGGUCAGCUCGCCACCGAGGGCUGCCUUCAACGAGUCGUAGACCAGGAACUUGAUGACGUCCGUCGGGUAAGCAUAGGCGAUGUUGGCAUUGUACCCAGUGUACAAUCCACCUGAACCAACCAACAACCGAACAAACAAACAAACAAACAAAGGCAGUCGGCUCAGUGGCGUAUAUGGAUUUCUUGUCUUCCUUCCGCCCCCAACCCACCGAUUCCAUCCUGCUCGACUGUUUUCCUGAUGCCGUCCAGUGUGUUGUUGGCGAGGCCAGCCUGACACCUCGUCUUGACCACCUGCAUGUUAUGUGCAUGAAUGAAGCCAGAGAGUCGAUGGCUGGCCAGCCACCACCCCCACUAAUCGCAUCCUUGCCUGCCUACAUACCUCUGAGGGCGUCCUGACAAGCCAGUAUGGCACGCUCGCGGCGAGCACUGCAGCCGAUGUCCGCACCUGAAGAUUCCCCGAUAACCCUGCCUGCGCAAGAUAAGCCAUCGACGUGUCCUUGACGCCGAAGAAGAGGGCGGACGCCGGUGUGCCGACCACCAAGGGCGGCACAAUGCCGCGAUACAGGUCGUCAAAAAGCCCGUCAUUGGUCUGAUUGCGAAGCUGCAGCCGGGCACGCAGCGUAUCCAGGGGAUGCAAAAUGGCGUCUUUGCCCAGGCGGCUCGCCCCGCCUCCAGCCAGUCCACUGAUGAGCUCCUUAGCCAAACCCUUGUCUGCUCCAGCUCCUCCCGCUUCUGGUGGUAGCGAAGUGGGGACAGGAACAGCAGGCACAGCAGCUGAGGCAACCUUGUCGGAGGGAGAGUGGAAGGCGCUUGUGGCGACUCCUAUGGUCAGCAGGCCGGACAAUAGAGACCCUCCAUUCAGAUGAUCUCUUCGACCGACUCGUGGCUGCUCAUCAGACAGUGAAGACGCGCGGCUCGUGCGCCUUUGUUCCGUUGAUGUGUCAUGGCCGCGACUGCCGCUUUGUGCGACUAAGGAAGCUGACACGUGGUGCCGUUGCAAAGGCGGCAAAGGCCCAGCUCGGUGGGCAAGGCCGAGAUAACGACUCGGACGAUGAAUGGUCAAGAAAGCCCCUACAGGAAAACUCGGCUGCGGAUGCCUUGCAGAGCAGGAGGAGCCCAUGAGGGAGAUCUGAUCUGUUCACACGAUGCUGCAACGCACAGAUCACCAUAUGCACACCGGUGAUGGAAUGCACGCGCUUUUCUCGUAGAUCUUACACAGUUGCGAGUAGCCUGACGACGUCGGGGUACCUUGGAAAGAAGAAGAC
Messenger RNA from Vitrella brassicaformis, 2047 nucleotides. Lineage: Eukaryota; Vitrellaceae. The record is from the annotation of a GenBank genome assembly.